AUGGCUUAUGAAUCUGAUGAUGAUGAACUUAUGCAAUUGACAUUUUUUGAUUCGGAAUAUGAGUCUGAGUCAGAAGAUGACUCUGAAUCUGAAGUCAAGUUUGAUUCUGAAUAUGAGUCAGAAUCAGAAGAUGAGUUAGAGUCUGAAGAGUCUCAAGGUGACUCUGAAGAUGAAGAAGACUCUGAAGGUGAGUCUGAUAAUGAAGAUGAAUUUGAUUCUGAUCCAUAUUCUGAUGGUGAUUCAGACUCUGGUGGAGAUCCAAACUCUGCGAAUAUUUCAGACUCUGAAGGUGGUCAUGCCUCUGAAGGUGGUACUUAUGGGAUUCCAACAUCUGAUAUUGUUCCAGCGUUCGAAGGAGAUUCUGAACAAGUUCAUAGGCUACAAAGAAUUAGACAAAUACCAAGAAGAUUUGCAAAUUUUAACAUGCUGCAAGAUAUUGAAUUAGACUAUGAAGGAGAAGCCGUUCAGUGUGUCAUGUUAGAAGACUUUAAACUAGUGAGUAUUGAAGAAGCUCUCAAAAAGAAAGUGUGA
Molecule: messenger RNA, 531 nt
Organism: Lathyrus oleraceus (garden pea)
Lineage: Eukaryota; Viridiplantae; Streptophyta; Magnoliopsida; Fabales; Fabaceae
Product: lisH domain-containing protein C1711.05-like
Exons: 2
Coding region: 1-531 (176 amino acids)
Source: RefSeq, a predicted model, not a curated record